GACUUCAAACGGGGCCUAAAAGCAGCAGAACUGUCUUCUCCGAUAACAAGGAAGGCCUCGAGCCAUCAUGGCAGCAGGCGUGGCAGCAUGGCUGCCUUUUGCCAGGGCGGCCGCCAUAGGAUGGAUGCCAGUGGCCAACUGCCCCAUGCCACUGGCCCCCACGGAUAAAAACAAGAGGCAGGACGAGCUGAUCAUCCUGAACGUGAGCGGGCGGCGCUUCCAGACCUGGAGGACUACCCUGGAGAGAUACCCGGACACUCUUCUGGGCAGCACCGAGAAGGAGUUCUUCUUCAACGAAGACACUAAGGAAUAUUUUUUUGACCGGGACCCUGAAGUCUUUAGGUGCAUCUUAAAUUUUUACAGAACUGGCAAGCUGCACUACCCGCGAUAUGAGUGCAUCUCUGCCUAUGACGAGGAGCUCGCCUUCUACGGGAUCCUACCUGAAAUCAUUGGGGACUGCUGCUACGAAGAGUACAAAGAUAGGAAGCGGGAAAAUGCCGAGCGGCUGAUGGAUGACAACGACUCGGAGAACAACCAAGAAGGGUCCAUGCCAUCCCUCAACUUCCGGGAGACCAUGUGGCGAGCCUUCGAAAACCCCCAUACCAGCACCUUAGCCUUAGUCUUUUACUAUGUCACCGGCUUCUUUAUUGCCGUCUCUGUGAUCACUAAUGUGGUAGAAACCGUCCCCUGUGGCACGGUGCCGGGGAACAAGGAGCUUCCAUGUGGGGAGAGGUACGCUGUGGCUUUCUUCUGCUUGGACACAGCUUGCGUUAUGAUAUUCACCGUCGAGUAUCUUUUGAGACUCUUCGCGGCCCCGAGUCGCUACAGGUUCAUGAGGAGCGUGAUGAGCAUCAUUGACGUGGUGGCCAUCAUGCCCUACUAUAUUGGCUUGGUGAUGACCGAUAAUGAGGAUGUCAGCGGAGCCUUUGUGACGCUACGGGUUUUCAGGGUUUUCAGGAUUUUCAAGUUCUCCCGCCAUUCGCAAGGCUUACGAAUCUUGGGCUACACUCUGAAGAGCUGUGCCUCUGAACUUGGCUUUCUCCUCUUUUCCCUCACUAUGGCAAUCAUCAUCUUUGCUACAGUGAUGUUUUAUGCAGAGAAAGGAUCCUCAGCUAGCAAAUUCACCAGCAUCCCAGCUUCCUUUUGGUACACUAUUGUAACCAUGACAACUCUUGGUUAUGGUGACAUGGUGCCCAAGACCAUUGCCGGGAAGAUCUUUGGCUCCAUUUGCUCGCUGAGUGGGGUGCUGGUCAUUGCUCUGCCGGUUCCAGUUAUUGUUUCCAACUUCAGCCGAAUUUACCAUCAGAAUCAGAGAGCUGACAAACGAAGAGCACAAAAGAAAGCCCGGCUGGCAAGGAUCCGCGUGGCCAAGACAGGCAGCUCCAACGCAUACCUUCACAGCAAACGCAACGGCCUCCUGAACGAAGCCCUGGAGCUGACGGGAUCUACUGAUGAUGAGCAGCAUAUAAGCAAAUCCACCUCUCUGAUUGAAAGCCAACAUCACCACCUGCUGCACUGCCUGGAAAAAACAACUGGAUUGUCCUAUCUUGUGGAUGAUCCCCUGUUAUCUGUACGAACUUCCACCAUCAAGAACCACGAGUUCAUAGAUGAGCAGCUGUUUGAGCAGAACUGCAUGGACAGCUCCAUGCAGAACUACCCGUCCACCCGCAGCCCCUCCUUGUCGAGUCAGCAGGGUCUGACCACGUCCUGCUGCUCGCGCCGCAACAAGAAGACCACGCACCUCCCCAACUCCAGUGUGCCGGCCACUCGCUUACGGAGCAUGCAAGAGCUCAGCACCAUCCACAUCCAGUGCAGCGAACAGCCAUCGCUUACAACCAGUCGUUCCAGUCUCAAUAUGAAAUCAGACGACGGGCUGAGACCGAACUGCAAAGCCUCCCAGAUCACGACAGCCAUCAUCAGUAUCCCCACCCCGCCAGCGCUGACGCCCGAAGGGGAGAGCAGGCCUCCGCCUGGCAGCCCCAGCCACGCCACGAACAUUUCCACCGCAAGCAGCAACAUAGUCAAGGUCUCUGCCUUGUAAGACGGUGUCACGCGAAGAAACUGGCUGGACCCCCGGCGUCCCUCCCCCUCCACACCUCCACGCUCCUUCCUUGCUGCAAUUUGUGCCUGGAUGGACCAACCUGACAUUUCGUCAUAGAAUUAGCGAUGGAGACCUAACAAGGCAGCUUUCUUCAAACUCGCAUUCAUGCCAUGGACUGACGAGGAGAGGGAGGAAGAGACAGGUGGGAGGAAGGGGCUGUGUGCGCGCGUGCGGGUCGAGAGCCUUGUUCCAGGAUGCGGAGCAGAAAAUUGCUUCUGGGGGCUGGAGAAGGAGAACCGUCAUGGCAACAAGAAAGUCAAUAAAAGAAACAGAAAUAUAACACUGUGGAUCUCAGCACCUUUUUAAAGGUUUUUAAUGGAUAAUAUUUAUUCAUGAGGAAAUGACUGAAAAGGUGAAAAAAAAACAAUGGAUUUUGUGAUUUUCUUUUUCUUCAUGGAGCAGAACCUUUAAUCAACCAAAAUUACACAUUUUUUUUUCUUUUAUAGGGAAAGAUUUAGACAAAGAAGCCACCUGUCACAGAAAUCGAUCUCCAUACUGUGUGCGUGUAUAAGUGUGUGUGUUUGUGCGCGCGCGCGUGCGUGCACAGGUGUGAGCCCCCAUCAGAGCGAUUCAGCUACAGAGAUCUGAGCGUGUUUUCAUGGCUCAGUGCACAAUAGGAAGGCAGUGGCACAAAUGUGUUGGCACACAUGUGCAUGCACACAGGCGCGCACACACACAGAUCAGUCUUUCACCCUGGAUGGCAUUCUUUACUUAGAUGAUUUUGUAACCGCCUUUUAAGUCAAUACAGUGCAAUUGCAAACAGCGUGUUUGUCUGCUAAUUAUUGUCUGUGAAAACAUAUUUGUGAAGAAAAAAGAAAAAAAAAAAAAAAGACAGGCUUCAGUAGCGUUUUAGUCCCACCCGGAUUUCUGCUUUCUAUUUUUGUUAUCACUUACUUGUAACAAGUGUGACUAGAUGACUAGUGCUGUAUUUUUCAAAAGGAAAAAUAAAAGUAGGAAUCUUUUUUUUUUUCUUUUUUUCUUCUUUUUUUUUUUUUUUAAAUCCUGUGCACACAAAUAGCAAAGAAGGCGAAAGCACUAAACUCAACUGCACUGGGUGUCCAUGAGUCCGACAGAAUGUACUCUGUAAUCUAUACCCAUGCUUUUCCAUUUUUUUAUAUAUAUACAUAUAUGCAGCCCAUUGUAAAUAGUAGCCACUGAGUGUCUGGAUCUAUGCUUGAUAAAAUGAACCUGGGAGCUGACCAUCUUGCAUGGACUGACAGGGUGUUUGGCUUUUUUUGUCCGGUCCCGUGGCUCCAAUCGGUUUAGCCAGUGGCUUCUAGGUUGCAUUGGCUUAGGAGGCAAACUAGGUUAGCAAUUUUAGUUCUUUCAUCCCAGCACAGGAGCUACCACGUGUGACCACGCGAGGAGAAGAAGGAGUGGUAUGGAGGGCUGGAAUACAUUUGAGAUGGGGUGGUACAGACAGAGCUUUCCUUUGCAGCUCUACUCAAGAGUCUGGGUAAAGUCACAUGCUUUUUAAUCAAUCAAAACCUGUAUCUCUGCGUAGUACUGCCACGAACCGCAAAUACAUCUAACUCGUCCUGUGGCGAACACUGACUGCUCUCUCUGAGAUCUUUCUCGGGCUCAUUUCCAACUGAAUGUUAUCCUCUAGGGAAAAUGGAAAUAAUUUCUUAUUUUGCCCUCCUUAGAUCCCCCGCAAGCGCAGUUCAGUAACCUCACUUAACAAUGAGGUAGGUCACCCCCAUGUGAUUACUGUGUUACCCUCAGAUAGAGUGUGAAGUCUUCUCAAGCGUUAUACAUGUGCCCAACAGAUCCAAGCACGAUUGUGGCCUUGUUGCGGUAGGGGCUGUACAAAUACACGGUCAGACACAAGUCCUGCCCCACGGAGCCGACAGGCUGCAGACAGUUAGGAGGCAUUUUGAGUUUCCCUUUCACCAAAGAGUAAAUAGCAAUUUUACUGACACACUACAAUUCGUAGCACUGUGAGGGAUUCUGGAAGGCGAGGGGUAGUUCUUCUUCCCUUACUUUUCAUGCCAUUACUCCCAAUUAUAUCCCCUUGCAUCAUUCUGUAUAAUUUAUACAUCUCGCCUCUUUAUAGAUCUCCCAAAAUAUAUACCACUGUCACACAGCUAGCUAGAGAUACCAGUCUCAAAAUACAAACGAUCAACCUUACCUGGCCGGCAUUCCUGGCCAAUUCCUCUGCGUAACGUGGAUGCUGACAGCUGACGGGUUCGUGCAGUAACCUCCUUAGAAACUCAUACCAUUUUAGGAAUAAUAAGGCUACAGCCAAGUUCUUGAUAAUGGCACCAGUUGAUGGUCAUUUGUCUCAGGGCAGCACAGCUCCCUUGGUACCUUCUCUCCAAGACCGUUCCAAACAGCUCGGGCACUGGGCUUUCUUGCUGCUUCUGUUUCUUCUGCAGCGGGGUUUCUUUAGGCUACAUCCAACCUGUGCUUUCUUGGUUGACUUUCACUGCCCCUCAUUAGACCUCAUUGUCCUCUCCUGGCCAUUGUUAGCCCGGCGGAGCAGGGGGCCAAAUCUCCAGUGACUUGCUGCUGUUUGCACCUAGUCAAAGCAUGAGUGAAAUGUUCCCCUGAGAUGCACCUAUAGGAAAAUGAUAAUGACUGUCCCUGUCUCAAGUCCUGUCAGGGUACUUGAUUGCUUUUCAAUCCAAUCUUUCCUGGAAAUUCACCAUUCUUGUUGCCAGUGGCUUCAUCAAGAAGAGCAGGACACAGUGGCCAGAGCCCCUCUUUGCCUGGUGGGAUCGGGCUGUCCUGUCUUCGCCGCAAUGUGAACAGGAGAGAUCCUUCUUAAUGAGAAACAUGCAAUUAACUGUUCUGCCCUUGCGUUGGCAGGUGCCACCACACAGCCUCUGGCUCGGCAGGGAGCCUUGCGAGGGGAAGAGCAAGGAGGGGAAAAUCCAUGAGACUCGAUUCCAGCAGUGUAAGGCAAAGCCAGUUUUUAAAGGAGGCUGGGCCUCUGGUUAACACUUCACUGAGCAGGACCAAGGGAUGUUUCCCAAGGCAAAUCUCUGCACUCGCAGGCACCAGAGGCCAGGUUUGUUCUCCCUCUCUCAGUGCAAUAGUAAACUGAAGUAGUAUGGGUCAGGGGUUGGUGUGCUACCUAUAAUGCAGCAUCCCAGAAUGCCAUGCAGAGAAAGGAGAGCUGCUUCGCCAAGAAGGAGAGGUACAAGCUCUGCAGUUGCAGGAGAAAGAGAGCUUUUGCAUAGUCAGGCUCAGGAAAUGCACUGCGGGCAUUUACCCCCAAAGAGAGGACACAGGACUGGCUCCUUCCGCUUCUGUCACUCUUCUUGCAGCAGGAAGUCCAGACUCCCAGAGGAUGUAUUCCUGGGGGGAGGAGGUGAAACAGCAGGAAUGGACCCAUUGGAGAAGUGCAGCUGCUAUAGAAAAGGCCAAGUCUCAGGAUGAGAACUUUUUCUAAUUAUCCCCCCCCCCACACACACACACAUUUUUGGGGGCCUUCCCACAAAAAACCCAAAUCAGAACUGAUCGUUUGUACACAAAAAUCUGGGCGGGGGCCUCCUCCAAACAUCUCAAAAGAAAAGUUUUCCUGGAAAGUUUUGACCAAGAUUUCAGUGAGCAAGAUAAGGAGUUUGUUCUCAUCUCUCCUAGCACUGGGCUGCUGCUUACAGCAGGGUUGUGUAUACCCUGGAACCAGCACUCAUCACAGAUAGCUGGGGCAUUUCCCUGUCUCGGGCUUCGACUUCAAACUACCAUCUUUUGAAACCCUUAUCCCUUAUCUUUCUUUCCCUAAGAAUCCAGUCACUCAUAAAGGAGUUGCCACCAACCCCACGCUGUGGUAGAUAUAAAUUGAAGGCAGCGAGACCCUUUAAUACACCCCCUACUAGCACCAUAUUCCUCCCUACAACAGAUUUCCCCAGUGCUUUCUCUACACUAGAUUUAAAUCUCUCCAGACAGGACUCCCACUGCUUCUCUUGAGGGACUGUUCCAGCCUUAAUAGAUUGCAACGUCAGGGAGUUUUCCCCUGAUACUCAGCCAUAAUUCUUCUUCCCUUAUUUUUCAUUCCAUUACUCCCAAUUAUAUUCCCUUGCAUUGUUCUAUACAAUUUCCCUCCUGCCUUGAAUGUCAGCCAUGAACAAACAGGAGAAGCACACCACGUCCUGUCUCUACGCAGCAAAUUCUUACUGCAGGAGCUUGCUUUGGGGUACCAAAGAAUUAGGGUUUUAAAUGUGAACUGCAAAAAUACUGGCAUAAUAAAGGACACUUUUCUUAACAGAGCCAGCUUAACUAUUGGAAAAAAAAACAUGUUUGCUUCUAACCGAUACGUGGGAAGAAUCGCUGUCUUGUUACUGGUGCUCAAAGCUGCCAAUACCCGAUUCCAAAGGUUGCACUUUCUGCCCCCAAAUAGCUGAUAAUAUCCUAGCGCUCUGAACCAGCUCCCACUGCUCUCUGCUUCGGAUAACUGAGAUAUAGGGACAGUGUUGCAUUAAUAAGUCAGACACUGUCAGCUAGGGAAGGCAGGGGUGCUUCCUCACAGAGCUUACUUGCAAAAGUAGACACCGGGCAAAUGCGCUGUCCAUUGCACUUGUUCUAAAGUUGGCUGAGGACCUUAAAAAAAAAAAAAAUCACAUUUAGCCAAUAGUUUGCAGUGCCCCCUUGAAGAAGGCAAUACGCUACAAUCUAUAUUAGACGGAAGUGAAGCUGCAAAUAGGCAUCCAGUAGCACCCAAGCAGCAGGGCUUCUGAACAGAGGGCCUUAAUUCCAAGUUUAAAGCUAAUUUAAAAAUAUUGACACUUUUUUGCAUACUAAAUUUUCCCUUGUGGUUGUGAAUUAUCAAAAAUCAUUCCCCAUUUCUCUAGCCAGCCCUGUUGCUAGUUAAAUGCUCUAAUUGACAAGCAAAUGAUGUUUUUUUCAUUAAAAUUUUAAUCAACUGCACUGGAAUUGUGAUUUUGUAACUCAGGUGCUAGGCUUUACAGUUAACAAUGCCAUAAAACAAUAGUCAAACUUCCUUCCAAAUGAUGAUUUGCUUUUAGGGUCUCGGGAAGAAUAAUGAGCAGCAGUGUUGUUUCCUGAUGAGAUCUGGGGAAGGGUUAGAAGCAAAAUACCUAGAUCCUGUGCUUGGCUUUUUUUCCAGAUGGGUGAAUGAUCUGGAAAAGGUCAUACACCCCCAUCCUAACCCUGUUUACUCAGGUGUAAGUGUGGGUGAAAAUGCUUCCCUGAUUCUCAGGAAUACAGAGAAGCUCAGUUCAGCAGCCUGUUCUUUAGCAACCCUCACCUGAAAGGCGCUAGAGAAGGGAGAAGUAUUAUUACAUACAUUCGAGGUAACAACACUGUGCCAGAAAGAUUUCAGGUUGAUCAGUCAACAAGACCAAAUGAUAACUAAUUUGUGACAAAUUCCUGCCAAGUCUCGUCUUCAGUCAAUAGUUUGUUAUUUUUGUAUGUAUAUGCGUGUGCGUGCGCACUUCCUCUCAUUUUCAACUAGUGCUAGUCAAAGCAGGCUACAUAGCUGCGUGGGUGAGAGGUUAAUAACCAUACCAAGCGCUCUUCUCAGUUCUGUUGCAACUACGACCGGAGUUCCAGCUGGCUCCUCGGACCAAUGAAAUAUUUUACAACGCGCGUGUGAUGGUAUAUUUUUGAUAAUAAGCGAGACAUUCCAAUGCAAUGGUGUUUUCUUUAGAGGUUUUAUGUUGUUACGAGAAAUUCUCUUAACCUUAUGAUUUUCUAUUUCGGUACUAUAAAUGGGCUUUGCUUACCAACAUCACAAAAUGACCGAUACAAAAAUGUACUGUACAAAAUUGCAGGUAGAUUCAUUUGAGAACAACUUUCUAAAGAACUCUGAGUUUCUUGUCGUCUUCUUUUUGAAUUGUAGUGCAUAUGUUGCAACUUGUAUAUCAUUUACAGUAUUGAGUCUUGUGCCACUGCUGUACCUGAUGUAUCCAAUCUGGAUUAAACGGAGUAUGUGCCACAAAUGCUAA
This is a messenger RNA of Alligator mississippiensis (American alligator), 8013 nucleotides long. It is a transcript of the gene KCND3, whose product is annotated as potassium voltage-gated channel subfamily D member 3. Gene Ontology annotation, molecular function: protein binding; A-type (transient outward) potassium channel activity. The transcript has 7 exons. Gene Ontology annotation, cellular component: membrane; neuronal cell body; voltage-gated potassium channel complex. Gene Ontology annotation, biological process: protein homooligomerization; potassium ion export across plasma membrane. Bases 68 to 2041 code for a protein of 657 amino acids. Lineage: Eukaryota; Metazoa; Chordata; Crocodylia; Alligatoridae. The record is from RefSeq and is a predicted model, not a curated record.